CCUGACGAUUGGCCAGUAGAUUUAGCUCUUUAAGCAUGUGAGAGCUGCUGCUCAAGGAAUGUCGCGUGUGUGUGCGCGUGUGUGUGCGCGUGAAGGUGGAUACGCACUGAAAUCACACAGCUCUCCUGCUUCAGCGCCAUUUACUCACCACUGAGCCGAGCCAUGCCUUCAGGCCUGCCUGCCUCAGAGUCGCUCUCCCCUCACCCCAUCGACAAGAUGUCCCUGCUGUACGAAGACGGCAUGCCGAAGGGCAAGGACCAGGUCCGGAACAGCGCGGAGGAGGAAGAGGAGAAGAACGAGCGCGUCAUGGAGAGGACCUGGAUCCGUCCAGAUCUGCCCAGCAGGUGCACGUGGAAGCUCGGGGAUCUGAACACGGUCUCUCCUCACAUCCACGCAGGAUGGACAAAGACUCCCAGCAUUAUGCCCAACAUCCUGAGACACAUCGGAGACACUCCACUGGUCCGCAUCAACAAGAUUCCCAAAAUGUUCGGGGUGAAGUGUGAGAUCUUGGGUAAGUGUGAGUACUUUAAUGCUGGAGGCAGUGUGAAGGAUCGCAUCGCCAUUCGUAUGGUAGAGGACGCGGAGAGAGACGGCAUCCUCAAACCCGGAGACACCAUCAUCGAGCCCACCUCUGGAAACACAGGUAUCGGCCUGGCCAUGGUUGCAGCAGUUAAAGGGUAUCGCUGCAUCAUCGUCAUGCCUGAGAAAAUGAGCAUGGAGAAGGUGGACGUACUGCGCGCUCUUGGCGCAGAGAUCGUCCGGACCCCUACCGCCGCUCGUUUCGACUCGCCCGAGUCUCACGUGGGCGUGGCCUGGCGCCUGAAGAACGAGAUCCCCAACUCACACAUUCUGGAUCAGUACCGCAACGCCGGCAACCCGCUGGCUCACUACGACAACACGGCCGAGGAGAUCUUGAAGCAGUGUGACGGUAAAAUAGACAUGCUGGUGGCGGGAGCCGGAACAGGCGGGACCAUCACCGGCAUCGCACGCAAGCUGAAGGAGAAAUGCCCGAACGUCAAGAUUAUUGGCGUGGACCCUGUGGGCUCGAUCCUAGCACUGCCAGAGGACCUGAAUAAGACCGAGAAGACCCAGUACGAGGUGGAGGGAAUCGGAUACGACUUCCUCCCCACCGUACUGGACCGAUCUGUGGUUGACGGUUGGUGCAAGACCAACGACGAGGAGUCCUUCAACAUGUCGCGUAUGCUCAUACGACAGGAAGGACUUCUGUGCGGUGGUAGUUCGGGAUCGGCCAUGGCUGCAGCAAUGAAGAUGGCGAAGGAGUUGAAGGAAGAUCAGCGCUGUGUGGUCAUCCUGCCCGACUCGCUGCGUAACUACAUGUCCAAGUUCCUCAGCGACAAGUGGAUGUGUGAUAAAGGCUUUCUGAGAGAGGAGGACCUGAUGAUCAAGAAACCAUGGUGGUGGAAUCUGACCCUACAGGAGCUGCGACUCUCUGCCCCUCUAACAGUUCUGCCGUCUGUCAACAUUAAGAACACCAUUAAGAUCCUGAAGGAGAAGUCGUUCGACCAGGCUCCGGUAGUCGACGAGGCCGGAGUGAUCGUGGGGAUGGUCACACUGGGUAACAUGCUGUCCUCUGUACUUGCCGGGAAGGUCAGUCCAUCUGACCCCGUCUUCAAAGUCCUGUAUAAGCAAUUCAAACAGGUUCAUCUCACAGAUAACCUGGGAAAGCUCUCCCGGAUCCUGGAGACGGACCACUUCGCCGUGGUUGUGCACGAUCAGAUCCAGUACGUGACAGACGGCUCAUCUGCUCUGAAGAAGAUGGUGUUUGGGAUCGUCACAGCCAUCGACCUGCUGAACUUUGUGACCACUCGUGAGAGGAGAGAGCGGACACUGUCCGAGAGCUCGCUCCCUGAUGACCUGUAGCUGACACACACACACACACACACUUACUUUGACACGCAUAUGCAACAGUAAGCAAUACAGCUUUAUAUAUUUUAGUGAGUUUAUUUUAAUGCAGGUGCACAUAUGUACGAGAUUAAAGGUGCGGUCUGUAAGGUUUAAACAUGUUUCUGCACCUGUAACAAUCAUACAGCUUUAAAUCUGGGAAUCGCAGUGUUGCUCUCUGAUCUCUUCACAGCAGGCUUCUGGUUACAUUAUUCUGGCCCGGAAAUCGGGUCCAACCCCAGUUGGAAUCAAAUGCUGCUGCCGCUCAUCUCCGCCCCUUUUUUCCCUUAAAAGGAAACAGGAAGUGUCGUUGAUUGUUAUUCAUAAUCCGAUCCACAGCGUUUUACUCUUUCCUGCCAAAUCGUGAGUGCAUCCUGACGACUCGCUGAGGUCAUCUGUGCACUUUAAACUCACUUUAUUCGCCAUGCAAUAAAGUUUAAACUGCUGUUUAUCAUCAUCACCAUCAUCAUCAUUACUUAAUCGUUAUAUAAUCGUUUUACUUUUUAGAGAUAUGUAUAUACUUGAAUUAAUACAGAGGCAUGCUUUAUUAUAACUUUCAAAUGAACGCUGCUGCUUUCUCUUUGAUUUGGCAUUCUGUAUAAGGCUCGAAUGCCCCCUCGUGGUCACAUGGGGUCACUGCAGAAUAGCCAAAGAAUAAGAAUGGUAGAAAUAUCUGCUGUAUUAUUGGAGGACUGUGAAUGAUUAUCGAUGCUUUGGCCUUGUCUUCAGAAUACUUGAUAGUUUAACUCAUUUGUUUUGUUUUUUUCUUCUUUCACUUGUCGAUUUACGGUACAUUAAAUCUGUGUGUAAGACGUGGAUGUAAAUAAUGAAGGGCAUGAGGCUUGAGGUCAUCAGGUUCAUGUUGUGAACGUUAAAACCUCCACAUCUUUUUUUUUGAAUGUCAUUUGAAGCAUUUUGUUUUCUGAGAGGGAAAUUUUAAAUGCUGCUUUCAAUUCAGUCUUAUUUUAAAUAAAGGGUUUUUUCCCCCUUCUUUAGGA
Messenger RNA from Ictalurus punctatus (channel catfish), 2900 nucleotides. Its product is annotated as cystathionine beta-synthase-like protein. The coding region runs from base 163 to 1881 and encodes 572 amino acids. Gene Ontology annotation, cellular component: cytoplasm. NCBI's taxonomy places the organism in Eukaryota, Metazoa, Chordata, Actinopteri, Siluriformes, Ictaluridae. The transcript is spliced from 15 exons. The record is from RefSeq and is a predicted model, not a curated record. Gene Ontology annotation, molecular function: cystathionine beta-synthase activity; cysteine synthase activity.